Paramecium sonneborni is the source of this 663-nucleotide messenger RNA. NCBI's taxonomy places the organism in Eukaryota, Ciliophora, Oligohymenophorea, Peniculida, Parameciidae. The record is from the annotation of a GenBank genome assembly.
AUGAAUUUAACUCCAAAAUCACAAGCAAUUUUUUAAUCUUUUUUUUUAUGCCGAACAAAAGAACAUUUUUCUAAUUCUUUAUAAGAUAAAUCGUCAUUGUCAAAUAGAUAAGCUUGUAAUAAAUUUAAAUAGAUAUUUGAUAAACCAAGUAGGACUAAAAUAUAAUAAAUUGGAAAUUUUGAUAAUAUAUAAGCUGGUUGUGAUGGGUUAAGAAAAAUAACUUUAGAUGAGUCUCAAUUAACUGUUGUAGGGAUUAGAAAAACAUCAAGGAUUUCAUAAGUUUUUGAAUAGAUUUUAUUAGUUCCCUAGUUAUCAUAACAUUAAUAAAGAAAAGCUCAUUGGAUAUAGACACCAGAAAAACAUUUAUCAUUAGUUACACAAAUGAAUAGUCCUGAUCAAGAAAAAGAGAGUAAAUUAAUAAGAAGAAUCAAAGAGUAAUAAUCGAUCAAAGACAAUAAAUGUCCAAAGAUUAAAAUGAAUGUUUUGAAUAAAAAACUCUUAAAUUAAAAUGGAGCCGAUGAAUAUUUUAAAGAUAUGUUAUUUCAUUAACGAAAGAUAAUACCUGCAUAAAGUGAUAAAAUAAGAAUUAUAAUAAGAAGAGAGGAAAAAACAAUAGAAUCUUAGGAAUCUAAAAAGAAAGAAAAUUUAAGAAAUUAUCAUUGA